This is a messenger RNA of Castor canadensis (American beaver), 1034 nucleotides long. The record is from RefSeq and is a predicted model, not a curated record. NCBI's taxonomy places the organism in Eukaryota, Metazoa, Chordata, Mammalia, Rodentia, Castoridae.
CCUAAUCAUUGUGCCGGCUUCCUUCAGGUCAGUGUGAGCGCAUUCCAUGCUGCCUGCAGAAGGGAACAUUGGAUGCGGAGGGAGAGCGGGAGCGGAUAUGAUACAGUGAAAGGGUCUGUGCGGCUGUUGUUAGCAGUGCUCUGUGAGGCCUAAGAAGGAGGAGCAACCUGCCCAGAGUCCCUGCAGGACAGGAAAAAGAGAGAAAUCAGGACAUGGAAGAACUCCACAGUGAAAAUGAAGGAGUAAUUUCCAGCCAAGGAAAGAUGGAACAUGAAGAAAAACCACAGGACGAGGGAAAGCCAGAAGUAGUUUGUUCUCUGAGGGACAAGGGAACCUUAGAAAAUGAGGGAAAAGUAAAAGAUGAGGACAUUCUAAAGGAUAAGGAAAAGCCAGAGAAUGAGAGAAAAGCAAAAGAGAAAGGGAAGCCAGAGAGUGAGGGAGAGCCCAAAGAGGGAAAGCCAGAGUGUGAAAUAAGGGCUGCCAUAAAACGCCCUGCUGAGGGUGACAUACCCAAGAAAGCCAAAAGAAAAACCAACAAGGGGCUGGCUCAGUACCUUAAGGACUAUAAAGAGGCUAUACAUGAUAUGAAUCUCAGCAAUGAGGAUAUGAUAAGAGAAUUUGACAAUAUGGCUAAGGUAAAGGAUGACAGGAGAAAAAUCAAGCAGAAAUUUGGAGGUUUAUUUUGGAUGCAAAGAAAUUUACAAGACCCCUUCUACCCAAGGGGCCCACGGGAAUUCAGGGGUGGCUGCAGGGCCCCACGAAAGGACAUUGAAGACAUUCCUUAUGUGUAGUGCCCCUGGCAGGCAUUUGCCAGGCCCUGUGUUUUAACCUUAUGCAAAUGCUUUAGGUAACCCUGCUUUAACCAGCAGCCCUGUCCACACAGCUGCAGCCUUCUAAUUUCAGUGGUAGAUUUUCAUUUUUUGCAUGGAAAAAUGUUUAUAGUGCAUUGUAAAAUUAACUUGCAGAGCUACACAUGGCAUCAACCCACCUUUGUAAAUUAAAUUUCCUCAAUCUAUUAUGUAGGGAAAACAACU